AUGCUGAUGGCGGUCUCGGAGCGAAGGCUCGUUCUCGUGACCAUCGCCGCAUUGGCAUCAGUUGCUGCAGGUGUUGCCAAUGUCGGGUGCACGACCAUACUUGGAUCCAGUGGCUCCCGGUACAGGUGGGCAAUGCAGAAUCCAGCACUGGUAGCUCCUGUUCUGCUUGACUACGACGUGCAGGAGUAUAGAAGCCCUUUGAUGGCAUCUUUAGCAGAUGGGGCCUUGGUGGUCUCUGCGCCGGCAGACAUUACAGCCAACUUCAAUUUGACGUCUGUGUCAUCGAAUGGGACCGAUGCACCGCAAAAGUACAUUCUACAGAGCAUUUAUUUGCGAAAGCCUGCCAUCGUCGCAGAAGGAACGAAGCAAGAACUCAGCCACGAGCUAGAGGUUGUUCUGGUGCAUCAUGAGGUGACAGGCACUGGGUAUUUUGCGAAUGUUAUCGUUCCUGUGGAGGUUAGUGCCGAACCUGGUCUGGACUUAUUGGCGCCUUUAGUGAACCAAGCGGACUUGCCAACACAGGUCGGUGAGACUCAGCCGGUGCUGGUCACCAAUUUAUUGCCCCUCAAGCUGCAGCAUGUUUACCAAGGAGUUUCCUUCCAGCAUUUCUGGGGAGAAAUUACGACAUCUUGCAAUCAAAGCACUGCGGGCGCUCGUGUUCUUAUGCGGAAUGCAACGAUGGCGACCUCGAAGCCGGUCCUCGAGAAAAUUUUGAAGUCGUUGGAAUGGACGCCAAGCGUUGUUCCAGUUCUUCCCCCGGCACAGACAUGGAUGGUGCAGCCGUGCCCGCGAGGAGGCACUUGCAGCCUUCCGACGGCCACGGAUCUGACCUCACAGCUGACAGAAGCAACCCAAGUUCUGAAGGAGGACACCUCGAAGCUGGAAGAAGCGAAGAAGGCAAUGGAUUCAUCGCUUCUGGGGUUGACCUCAAACAUCUCGAAUGUGAGCAAUGAUGCUUACACCCUGGCGAUCAGACGUAGAGAUGAUCUUCGCAAUGCAGAGGCUGCUGUCGAUGGUGCGAGCCGCACGGUCAGUACGUUGCAGGAGCAGAUCAACAGUGCCAAGGCAGCGGUUUGGGAUUCCAACGCACCUGCCCAGACGGGUCCCUCAGUGUCAAGCACGACUGUGGCAACUUCCAAUCAAACCACUACUACCACUUCCAGCGUCAGCCCAGCAGUGGCUGCCACUCCGAGUUUUCUGGAAAGUAGUGUGCAAGUGCAGGCUUGCAACGAUGGUGUGGCCUCACCAUUGGAGGUAGACUUGGCUCAGGUAGAGCACGUGGAUGCUACUGCGGCAGGGGCAGCCGAAGCCUUGUUGUUUUGGCGGCUGUCAGCGACACCGUUGCGCCCUGUUGAUGCUGCUGCGGCAGAAACUGCAGCAGAGGCUCCGCGAUUACGGAUGGCGAACCUGGGUGAUCGACUUCGGAUCUCGGGGGACAAGCCGAUCAUGGUGCUGCUCGUUCAUGGCAAGGAGCUGCCGAUCAGUUUCGCUGACAUCAGUGUCCCAGGUGAGCACAGCCUUUCUGGCCGUCGAGCAGAUGCCGAAAUCCAGCUGGUGCACCUUCCAGCGGAUCCAACACAAGCCCUGGCUGUGGCUUUAUUGAUGGAUGACGCCGGUGAUGCCAGCAAUGUCUGGCUACAGCAUAUGGCCGCCCUUCCACGGGCCGGUGAGGUUGCGCAGGUCCAGGGGUCGGAUCCGAUGUCGAUGCACCCGGCUUUUGCAAGAGGUGUAGCUGGACAUUACUAUCGCUAUAGUGGCCGGCUGCAGAAGUCCAAGUGUGCAAAAGUCAGGUGGAACAUCUUGGAGGAGCGUGGUCACAUUAGCAGCCGGCAACUUCUGGAGCUCCGACAGGUCUUGCAGCCCCCUGCGUCUGUCGACAGCUUCUCCGAUCCUUCGGCACUGCUUCCGAUGGUGCUACCUCGCCACAAGGUUUCCUUAGCAUCUGUGCGUCAGAGUACCCAAACUGUUCCGGCUUCUGCCGUUGCUGGCAGCCCGGUUUCCAGCGAUUCGGAGCCGACUCCAAACUUGAAGUCGUUGCUGCUCUCCCUCCCGCGACGAAAGCGUGGGACGGCACUUUCAGCUUGA
Molecule: messenger RNA, 2085 nt
Organism: Symbiodinium sp. CCMP2592
Lineage: Eukaryota; Dinophyceae; Suessiales; Symbiodiniaceae
Source: the annotation of a GenBank genome assembly